Diuraphis noxia (Russian wheat aphid) is the source of this 2401-nucleotide messenger RNA. Its product is annotated as DNA-dependent protein kinase catalytic subunit-like. Gene Ontology annotation, biological process: double-strand break repair via nonhomologous end joining; intrinsic apoptotic signaling pathway in response to DNA damage; telomere maintenance. Gene Ontology annotation, cellular component: nucleus. Gene Ontology annotation, molecular function: DNA-dependent protein kinase activity. NCBI's taxonomy places the organism in Eukaryota, Metazoa, Arthropoda, Insecta, Hemiptera, Aphididae. The record is from RefSeq and is a predicted model, not a curated record.
UAAAAAUAUAGCUCAUGUUUUACAUGAAAUACAAGAUAUUAGUUUGUUAUCAAAAAAUAUAUUAUUAGAAAUAAUUAGUAAAAUAAAAAGCAACAUACAUUUUGGAAGCCUUAAUGAAGUUGUACAACAUAUUGACUAUACUAUUAUACAACACUUAAAAAAUUGUACACAAAUUGCUUUUAAUAGUAGUUUAUGUACUAAAACAAUUAUUGAUUCUCACUUAAUGUUAGCUCAAUAUUGUUUAGAAGAAUUAAAUCUUAAAAAAAGCACUGAAGACAAUCAGAAAUGUGUGUUAUUUAUAGAAUCUGUUUUAAAAGCAAUGAAAUAUGGUUCUAAAAAAGCAUCGGAAUUAUUUCCUAUUAUAUUACAGUUUGAAAAUCUAUCUGACUUUUCAUUAAAAGAAACAUUCAUUUCAGAAAAUCAAAAUGUUCCAGAGUAUAUGUUCCUGGAAUGGAUAAAUCAGAUUUUAGGUUGUUUGGAUUCUCCUCUAAUUAAUGUAAUUGGUCCACUUUUAAUUCGUUUAUGUCAAGUUUAUCCUAAGGCUAUUCAUUUACCUUUGAACAUUUUUAUGGAAAGAAAUGUGUAUAAUAAUGAAGAUUGUGAAACAUUYUUGAAAGCAAAACUCAUUCCAUUAAUAUCUGAUAUUUAUUUGGAUAUGUUUGUAAAAGCUAUAAAUAAUGUUUGUUGUCCAUUUACUCAGCUCUUAGAAUAUAUAAAUGAUGUGCAAGAGAGUAUAAAAACUAAUUGUUUGAAUGUGAUUAAAUUGGCAUUUGAAAAUGUAUUUAAGAACUGUUUUAUUACCGAAGAAAACCAACAAUUCAAAGGAAAUGCAUUUAAGGCAUUGGAUAUAUUUAAAGAUAAUCUUAAAUUAAUUUUUGAAGAGUUCCAAUUAUCUAAUUCCAAUUUAAAUAAUGUUUGUACAGCAUUAACAGAAAUUAAAAAACAAGUAGAUAGUCAAAAAAAAGAAUACUACUGUAAAAAACCAUCUACUCAUUUAAUUAAUUAUUGUCCGUGGUUAGCUCAGUAUUCUAAUCAUAAUAUAGACACUAUUGAAAUUCCAGGACAGUAUUCUGGAAUAAAAAAACCUAAUGUUGACAAUMAUAUUACUAUUGCAUCAUUUAAACCAAAUGUUCAAGUAAUUUUUUCAUUGAGAAAUCCAAUUAAAAUCAUCAUGAUAGGAAACAAUGGAGAAAAAUAUAGUUUCUUGAUCAAAUUCGGAGAAGAUUUAAGGCAAGACCAACGAAUUCAACAAUUACAUAAAAUAAUAAAUGAUGCAUUGUCAAACAAUGCUUAUUGUUGUGACAGACAAUUAUCACUUUUAACUUAUAUUGUAUUUCCAAUAUCAACAAAAUUGGGUAUGAUUGAAUGGAUUAAUAAUACAGUUACAUUAAAAGAUUUAAUUUGUGAAUCUUUUCCUGGUGGUAAAGAAGUUGGUAUAAAACAAUUACAUUCUAAAGUUGUUGAACAUUAUCGUUGGCUGUCUGAAAAGUCUGUUUCAUCAAACAAGCUGGUUGUCUAUGCACAAGCAACUAUAAAUAACAAUAGUAUGGUUACUGUUGCAAAAUUUAAACAGCUUGUCCAAUCAAUACCUGAUGAUAUAUUAAGGAAAUCUUUAUUCAACUUAUGUCAUUGUGCUGAAAUGUAUAUUUGCUUGAGAUCAAAAUUUAUUACCAGUUUCUCAGUUCUAUCAAUUUGUCAUUGGUUGUUAGGAAUCGGUGAUAGACAUCUAGAUAACACAAUUGUUUCAACAAAAACGGGAUUUUGCAUUGGGAUUGAUUUCAAUUUUGCAUUUCAUACAGCAACUAGUAUACAAAUAAUACCUGAAUUGAUACCAUUUAGGAUGUCACCUCAUAUUGUUUCCUUAAUGUCACCGCUAAACUUAACAGGUUUUAUUCGAGAAACUAUGGUGCAUACAUUAAAAACAUUAAUUGAUAACCGAGAAAUGUUACUAUCAGUGAUGCAAGUCUUUAUUAAUGAUCCUUCUGCAGACUGGGUAAAAAUGGCCAAAAUUGAAACCUUAAGAAUUGAUGGUGACUUUAACUCUAAAGAAAUACAAUGGUUUCCUAAAAAAAAAAUACUCUCUGGCAAGGACAAAAUGAAUGGCAUUAAUCCUAUUGAAGUAUUAUGUCAUGAGCUUGAAAUUUCUUGUAUACCAAACGAUUACAAACAAGCAUUGCUUAACAUACUUAAAAGUGAUUCUCAAAACAAUACAUUCAAAAGGUCAAAACUACAAAAGUGUAAUAUCACACAUAAUCAACAGAUUGAUUGUCUGUUAGAUAUUGCUACCGACCAUCAAAUUUUAUGUCUAGCCUACAGUGGUCUUCAACUUUGGGUUUAAUUUAAACCCUUUUUAUACAUUUAUUUUUUAUUUUUAUUCACUUAUUUUUUUAUUAUUUAUCUA